Oikopleura dioica is the source of this 867-nucleotide messenger RNA. Lineage: Eukaryota; Metazoa; Chordata; Appendicularia; Copelata; Oikopleuridae. The record is from the annotation of a GenBank genome assembly.
AUGUUCGAUAAUCGCUCAAACUUCGACGAGAAGGAGGGAAUUCGGAGAAAUAUGCGUGGUCCAGAUGAGGGCUUCUUUGCCCGUGACGAGCGAUUUGCCUCAAUAAAGAUUCUCUGGCCGUUGCAUGCUCUUACAAACACUGUAGUGCCCUGGCAGGGACAACCCUUGGUCCAAUCCCACUUCAUCAUGGUAGCUCGUUGCCCGCAAACUGGACGAGCAGCUCCGGUCGUGCCUUUGAAACCGGAAACAGAAGCGGAAAUCAGGAAUUAUAAAUUGGCAGAAAAGCUUAAUAAGUACCGAAAACAGUCGGACAACCUGAACGUCUUCAAACUGCGUCCUACCGUCGAAGAGAUGGCCCAAAUCCACGAUAAUUACUUAAAAACGGCAGAUCAAAAGCAUGAGCUUGGAUCGAGAUCGCUCCCGGAAAACAGCGUCUGGAUGAAGAACACCAAGUUGAAGUCGAUUCUCAUUUGCCAGCCCGAGUCAAGGAACAUCCACAACAAAAUCUUCGGAGGAUGGCUGAUGCGCCAGUCUCUGGAACUAGCUUGGUCUGUAGCGUGUACUGUAUCGAAAGGAAAGCAUAGAAUCAUCUUCAUCGACGACAUCCUGUUCAAAGCACCCGUAGAGAUAGGUUCCAUUCUCUUCCUACACGCGCAAGUCAUCUACUCGAAAGAAAAUAAGUUCCAGGUGCGGGUACGGGUGGAAAAGCGAGAGCACACAGAAAUGAAUGAGCCGGGUGUGUUCACCAACGAAAUGCAGCUUACAUUUGAGGCCGACGAAGAUGUCCCCCAGGUGAUGCCCGAAACAUACGCAGAAUCAAUUCUAUAUCUCUCCGGCAGACGUCACUUCAAGCUCCACAACAAAUAA